Molecule: messenger RNA, 912 nt
Organism: Trichoderma atroviride IMI 206040
Lineage: Eukaryota; Fungi; Ascomycota; Sordariomycetes; Hypocreales; Hypocreaceae
Biological process (GO): U6 snRNA 3'-end processing
Cellular component (GO): nucleus
Molecular function (GO): 3'-5'-RNA exonuclease activity
Source: RefSeq, a predicted model, not a curated record
AUGGCUCUUGUCGACUACUCGUCGUCAUCAUCAGGGGGUUCCGAUAGCGAGAAUCCAGAGGCGCUGCCGGCACCACCGGCCAAACGGCGUAGGCGGGAUGGCUCCGGGGCUCAGCCCAGCCCUCCGAGCGCUCCGUCAGGGUCCGAAUCCAGCCUGCCACCCCUGCCUCCAGCAUUCCACGACCUGUAUGCGUCCACGGUCCGUCACAGCGUUGUAGAUGAUCCGGCGCUGCAUCAGGGCCGCACGAGGCUGAUUCCUCAUGUUGUGGGCAACUGGCCCAGUCAUCUCUACGUCGAGUGGCAUCCAUUGGCUAAGCAGCAGGAGAAGCUGAUUCAGUUGAUAAGCAGAGUCAAUGAGGACAUUGGCCAAAUCAAGCUGCACAGCUUCAUGACAAGCGAUUUGGGGACACCAUUGCCGCUUCACAUAAGCUUGUCGAGGCCUAUUUCCCUAACCACCUCCAAUAAGGACCAGUUCCUUGACCAGAUCUCAUCUGCCAUCAACACGAGUAACGUGCACCAGUUUUCAGUCAGCCCUAAAAGAUUGAUAUGGUUUAAAUCACCCGAUUCAAACCGCACGUUUCUUGUCCUCCAGGUAGCAGGCUCUUUGGCCGCAGAGAGCGCUACAACAUUGUCAAAUCCAGAGCUUAUGCGCUUGUUGAAAACAUGCAACGACACAGUUGGGUCCUUCGGCCAGCCUGUGCUAUAUCAGGGCCCGGGGAAAGAUGCAGCCGACGAAGCUUUCCAUAUUUCAAUAGGAUGGGCUCUGAAUCUCCAAGUAGAUGAAGCAUCUAACAAAGCUCUGAAAGUGUUUGACGAUGCCGAGUUCCAAUCACUCAAAUCGUGGAGGAUUCAGGUGCCUGGAGUCAAGGUCAAGAUUGGUAACGUUGUAAGCCAUCUGCCAUUGUCUACGGGU